AUGAUGCUCCGCCAAACUAGCGCAUCCCCACUCUCGCCUGAAGGCAAAUCGGCGCGGUACCUCGUUGUAAUCGAGGUGAGGACCACAGCCGAUACCGCUGCCUGGCCCGAGCUCAGUAGUCUCGUCCGAUCCUACGUGCGCGUGCAGGCCAGCCGACGACUGACCGCGGGACACCUGCCGCCGUUUCUUCCCGGCGCCACCAUCUCCCUGGCAGACGCGCCACCUCUUCUGAGAGAUGAUGUUGUGUCGGUGCGAGUGUGCGAUGUCUCCUUCCCGAUAGGCUGCUCAUGGACAAACGUGGAGGAGGUGUGUUUCUGCAUGCGACUUUACCGACUCUGCGGCGAAGCUGGCUGUACGCCACUCUCAGCUGUCGCGUCCACCCCGGCCGCUCAGUCGUCUCUGCCAGCGUGGUGCACGGCUGACAACAUGCACCGCGGCGGCGAAGACGACAAUACGUCGAGCUUCACUCUGACGCCCCUGCCGCACGUCUCACUGGAGGGCCAGUGGGAGUCGCUGCACUACGGCGAGAGUGAGGCAGCGUCAAUUGCGUUCAAGCGGGACAUUGUGAGCUAUGUGGACACCGCCAUGCGUUUCGCCCGCGCCGGGGUUAGCCCCAACGUCGUAGCGUGGAAUCGACUUGUUCUUUUCCACGGCCCACCAGGCACGGGCAAGACGUCGCUGUGUCGCGCCCUGGCGCAGAAGCUAUCGAUUCGCCUCGCCUCCUCGGUGUAUGCUCGGGCGUGCCUUUUAGAGAUCAAUGCUCACAGCUUGUUCAGUCGCUGGUUCAGCGAGAGCGGCAAGCGAGUGCUGGAGCUGUUUGAGCAGGUGCGCUGCAUCGCUGACGACAAGGAAUGCUUGAUUUGCUGCGUGAUGGACGAGGUGGAGAGCCUCGCGGCGGCUCGCGCCUCCGCGAUGAAGGGCAAUGAACCCUCUGAUUCCAUUCGUGUGGUGAAUGCGCUGCUCACGCAGAUAGACCGACUACAGGACUGCCAAAACAUCAUUGUGCUCGCCACGACCAACUUGACAGCGGCAAUUGAUACUGCACUGCUGGACAGAGCGGAUAAGCGUGUGCAUGUUGGCCCGCCAGGCCUGCAGGCACGCUUCCUCAUACUAUAUGCAAGCGUGCAGGAGCUGCUGGACAAAGGGUUGGUGGCUGCGCCGCAAGCCGGGACGUCAGUGCUGCCCGACGAACCGAACUGGCUCUCUGCUGCGAACGAGCCUAGUGAGAAAGGCCGAGCGGUACCCGAGGGCAACGUGGGUACGUACGGGAGUCUUGACAGUCAUUCACUGAAUGGCGGCGGCGGCACUAGCGACGCUGUCCACAUGUGGAAUGAGGAGCUCAACGCGUCGCAUGACAGAUCUAGUAGGUUUCACAAACCCCCGCUGGAGGCGAUGGCGUCGCCCACGAGUCUGGGAACGGUUUCUGCUCCGCACCCAGCACAUCACCAGCCACCGUUGCACUGCUUAUCUGGAGCAGCAUACACGAUCAGUACGCUGCUCCAUCAUAUUGCGGAGGUGUGCGCGGGGCUAAAUGGCCGCACCUUGAAGAAAUUGCCGUUCUUGGCUUACGGGGCAUGCAUGUGCAGUUUCUCCUCCUCCAGCGGCUGCGGUGGCAGCGAGUCGGCCUGGCAGGUCAAUCAGAGCGGUAGGGUCGAUGCGCCUCUGCCGCUGCGCGACUACCUGGAGGCGUUGUUCAAGGCUGCACAGGAGGCUGCUGCGAUGGCGUUAUUCGAUGCCAAUCGCAGUGCCUAA
Leishmania braziliensis MHOM/BR/75/M2904 is the source of this 1752-nucleotide messenger RNA. RefSeq names its product ATPase-like protein. Gene Ontology annotation, molecular function: ATP hydrolysis activity; ATP binding. Gene Ontology annotation, cellular component: nucleus; chromosome. The coding region runs from base 1 to 1752 and encodes 583 amino acids. The record is from RefSeq and is a predicted model, not a curated record. Gene Ontology annotation, biological process: meiotic recombination checkpoint signaling; reciprocal meiotic recombination. The transcript has a single exon. Lineage: Eukaryota; Euglenozoa; Kinetoplastea; Trypanosomatida; Trypanosomatidae.